Penicillium odoratum is the source of this 1398-nucleotide messenger RNA. RefSeq names its product ankyrin repeat domain-containing protein. Lineage: Eukaryota; Fungi; Ascomycota; Eurotiomycetes; Eurotiales; Aspergillaceae. Bases 1 to 1398 code for a protein of 465 amino acids. Gene Ontology annotation, molecular function: protein binding. The transcript has a single exon. The record is from RefSeq and is a predicted model, not a curated record. Gene Ontology annotation, cellular component: cytoplasm; nucleus.
AUGAUUGAUGAAGCAAUUACAUCAAUAAGCCUUGUGAAAUACGAGGCUUCUCCUGCCGAGCAAUAUUACAGAAAGCUCGUGUAUCUGAUCUCAAACAAAAUGAUCAAAUGGGAUAAUGUGAAUGGAGCGGCUAUUUACAUGCAAAUCAAAGGAUUUAUUCAUCCCACUAUUUUGGAAUUCAUGUUUUCUUUGCAAAGUCCGACGGUAGAAGCGUUCGCUGAGCAGAUGUUCCCAUUUGCCGUCGAGACUGGAGAUGCGGCAACGGUGGAAUUUCUUCUCCAGAAGCUCCGUAUCAGCCCAAAUAUCCCUAUCCUGUUAUCUGGAAAAUUGAAAUCACCACUGGAGCUAGCAUGUCGGCAGAGAAAUUUGCAGCUUGUGAGAGCUUUGUUGGAUGCUGGCGCAAAUGUCAAUGAAGCUGGUGUUUGGGCUUCUGCUUCAGAAUCGGAUUGCACAUCUGAGGAUGACGAGGACCUAUUCAGGAUUCUCAUCCGAGCUGGAUUCGAUAUAAAUCCCAAAUAUGGCAAGCCUCCACUAUGCUUAGCCGCGGAUAAAGCGGAUACCAUUGCAGUGUCAACACUUCUUGAUAACGGUGCUAACGUAAACCCUCUGAAUUACAGUCCAUUGGGCUACGCACUGCAAUCCACAGUCUUAGAUGAUGGCAAUAUGAUUAAAGUCAUUCAACUGCUUCUAGAGCAUGGUGCAGAUGUCCAUGCUUCGAUUCCCGAUGUGGAUCCUUCGGAAGAUGGAUCCGAAUCUUCUGAUGUUGAAGAUAAUUACGGAUCCGAAUUUUCUGAUGUUGAAGAUAAUUACGGAUCCGAUUCCAUCAUGGAAACUGCUGUCAUGAUGGAAAGAUCCCCAGAGAUAAUAAAGCUCCUCAUCAAGCACAAUGCUCGUAUUUCUCCAAGAGCCGUCUAUGAAGCAUCUGCAAAUGGCGAUGUGGAAUUGACUAGAACUUUGCUCGAUCAGAAAGUAGCGAUUCCCAAAUACUCGGAUAAGCUUUCCCCCGAAAUGGCCAAGUUAAUUUUGGAAUAUGAGUCAAGCAAAAGUGAGAAAACAUUCAAGUUCGCUGCUCGGACUAAGGAUUUCGACCUUGUCAUGUCAUUCCUAGCAGCCGGUGUAUCUCUCAACUUAUCAUCCUUUGAGAUCCUUGCAGAAUGGGUUGAAUCCAGCAGAAUAAUGGUGCUGUUGAAAAAAGUCCCAGCGCUUCAAAAAGCAGAGUGUUAUGUUGUUGCCAUGAGAAGAGCUUUUCUCGGGAAAGACUUCCUGUUACUUGAUGAUCUACAAUCAUCUGAAGUAGCAUUUCCUAAGCUCAGCAGGCAUUCUCCACUCUCAUUCAGCCUCAUGAUGGCUAUCCAUGACGCUGCUAGUGAAAAUGAUUUGCGUUUUAUUAAAGACUGA